CAGGCAUUUGUUAUGAAUUGAAUUUCGGCUGAUCAUCAUUAUUGAUGAAUUUGAUUUCAUUUUGAAUUGGUUUCGAAUUCAAAACAACAUUCAAUGAUGACAACAAAACCUAAAACAGCUAUUGUAAAUUGUGAACAAAUCGUAACAAUUUGUUCGAAUCAUCAACAAUUUUUAGCUGGUAAAAAACAAGAUAUAAUUGAAUCAAUUGAACGUCGUAAUCAAAUUGGUGUUUCGAUUGUAUUUGCUGAUGAUGGUCGAAUAAUGGCUAUUGAUUAUCAUGAUCGUAUCGAUAAUUGGUUAUGUCAAAAUUAUGGUGAUAAUUGUUGGCAAACAAUCGAUACAAUCGAUGGUAAUGGUUGUUCAUUGAUACCUGGACUAAUUGAUUCACAUUCACAUCCAAUUUGGGCUGGUGAUCGUAUCGAUGAAUUUGAUCGAAAAUUACGUGGUGAAACUUAUAUGCAAAUACAUGAAUCUGGUGGUGGUAUUAAUUAUACUGUACGUGAAACAAAACGUGCAACCGAAUCAGAACUAUUACAAUCAUUUUUACAACGAAUCAAUCAAAUGAUAAGUUGUGGAACAACAAUAUUAGAAUGUAAAACAGGAUAUGGACUUGAUUAUGAAUGUGAACGAAAAAUGUUACGUGUCAUUCAACAAGCUUCAACAAUGUCGCCCAUUCAAUUGGUUCCAACAUUUCUUGGUGCACAUUCGAUUCCAAGCGGAAUGACAGCUGAUCAAGGUGUCGAACAUGUUUGCACAAUGAUGGAACAAUUAUCUCGUAAAGAACCAGAAUUAAAAAUUGAAUUUUUUGAUGUAUUCUGUGAAACUGGUGUUUAUAAUCAUAAACAAACUGAACAAAUUCUUCGACGAGCUAAAGAAUUAUAUCCAAAAUCAUAUCUUACAUUCCAUGGUGAUGAAUUAAGUGAUCAAGAUUCAGGUCGUUUAGCAGCUAAAAUUAGUGCACAUUCUAUAUCACAUUUAGAAUAUCUUAAUACUGAUGGUAUUGAAGUAAUGGCUAAUCGAAACAUUGCUGCUAUUAUAAAUCCAACCACUUGUUAUCUAUUGAAAUUACGUAAACCACCUGUACGUGAAAUGAUUGCUAAUGGUGUACCAAUUGUUAUUGCAACCGAUUACAAUCCAAAUGCAUUAUGUUAUUCAUUACCAAUGGCAAUGAAUUUAGCUACAAUUCAUUUAGGAAUGACAUUAAAUGAAUCAUUAAUUGCAACAACAUUAAAUGCAGCAUAUGCAUUAAAUCGAUCAAAUGAUUAUGGAUCAUUAGAAAUUGGUAAACUUGGUAACUGUUUAUUAUUAAAUUGUUCAGAUUGGCGUCAUUUGAUUGCUGAAUUUGGUCAUACAUCAUCAUUGAUACGUAAUGUUAUUAUCAAUGGUAAACGAAUUCAAUAAUAUUACCCGAAUACAAUAUUCAUUCAGUAAAAAAAAUG
Messenger RNA from Dermatophagoides pteronyssinus (European house dust mite), 1439 nucleotides. RefSeq names its product putative imidazolonepropionase. Lineage: Eukaryota; Metazoa; Arthropoda; Arachnida; Sarcoptiformes; Pyroglyphidae. Gene Ontology annotation, cellular component: cytoplasm. The record is from RefSeq and is a predicted model, not a curated record. Gene Ontology annotation, molecular function: imidazolonepropionase activity.